UUCUAAACAAAAAAAACUAGUGUGCAAUAAACAGUAAAAAUCUAUAUAUUUCAGCUGGCUUUUGUGUUUGUUUAUCAGCGAUGUUUUCGAUUUCAACAAAGUUUGAACGACGAGCAAUUUUUCGUUUCUUGACUCUUCUUUUCGUCACCUUUUCUGUAAUUUUAACGGCUAUUACAAUUUUCACGGACCGAUGGUUUCAAGAAAGAAACAUUUCUCUCAACGUUUGGAGAUGGAAUGGACUGUGGAGGAUUUGCUCUGAACGUACAAAUCAGAAUUUUACGAGGGUUAUGUUGUGUCGAAAGCUAAAUGAAGAUGAAAUCACAGGUACAAUUAAAGCGGCAAGAAUAUUACUUUCAACAAGUCUCGUUAUAAAUUGUUUGGUUAAUGUGGUAGCAAUACUAAUGAAAAUAUUCAAAAGAAAACUUAUGAUGGAUGUUUUAUCUGUAAUGAUUUUAAUAUCUAAUAUUUUGCUGACGUCAGGAUUAUCCGUGUUUGUCGAUAAAUACGAAACGUUCGGAUCAGCUCGUUAUGUAUAUGGUUAUUCUAUGGUAACCGGCUGGAUAAGCUUCGCCUGUUUGGUAGUAGCGAAUUUAUUUUCCUUGUUAUCCCGUAACGACAAAGAAAAGUGAUAUUUUUAGAACAGGAAGAUGUGCUCAUCCAAUGAGGGAUGGGAAGCCUUAGUAGGUUCAAUCGAGAACGAAGAAAAAAAAAUGGACUCGAUUAGCCAUUCUGUUUACGUUUUAUUUAUUAAACGUUAAAUAAAGACAACGAGAAAAUAGGUAUUGUAUGUAGAAAAUGUUUUUAGGGUCAAAAUAUUAUUUUGUUUAUUUUGGA
Messenger RNA from Hydractinia symbiolongicarpus, 834 nucleotides. RefSeq names its product epithelial membrane protein 2-like. The coding region runs from base 81 to 629 and encodes 182 amino acids. Lineage: Eukaryota; Metazoa; Cnidaria; Hydrozoa; Anthoathecata; Hydractiniidae. Gene Ontology annotation, cellular component: plasma membrane. The transcript is spliced from 3 exons. The record is from RefSeq and is a predicted model, not a curated record.